This is a messenger RNA of Cyphellophora attinorum, 1935 nucleotides long. RefSeq lists its product as uncharacterized. The transcript has 4 exons. Bases 1 to 1935 code for a protein of 644 amino acids. The record is from RefSeq and is a predicted model, not a curated record. NCBI's taxonomy places the organism in Eukaryota, Fungi, Ascomycota, Eurotiomycetes, Chaetothyriales, Cyphellophoraceae.
AUGCUCUUCACCAGGACUCUCACUGAUCCAGGACCAAGUACAGAGCUGGUGAGGAGAUUCAGUGAUCAGCAGAUUGCAUAUCAGCCCCGGAGUAACUUAGCAAGAGGUCUGCAUGAGAAGGUAACCCUCGACAGAAAUAGGGAGGCACAGUUGAAGGGGAAUGAUGCUCUUCGCAAAUGGGAUCCCAUUAUACCGUCCCAAACCGCUGCGCCUGUAGACCAUGUCGCAGAAUUGGAGAAGAAAUUGGCUGUGCUGUACAAGCGACUGGAAGAUGCGUGGAAGAAGUUCCAAAAGGUUCACGAGAAGUCCACGAAGAUCAAGGUCCAGGGCGACAAGCCUGAUCGCAAUGUAAUCCUGGCAGCCAUCAAUAAGCAGCAAGACGCUCUGGACAAGAACCAAGGCACUGUGUCUGGUAAACUCAGAAAUGGCUUUCGCAAGGUCUGCUCGAAGAUCAAGAGUCACGAUAAUGUCAUCAAGAUUCUACCCAAAGACGACAGAUAUUUUGCGAUCUUUGUCGGAUCACUUAUAACCAUCACCGAAGCCGGUGCAAACUACGACAAGUUGAGCGAGUCGAUUGCAGAUACGCUAGAAAUGAUCGAUGAGCAGCUCACGUACUGGGGCGAACGGAUCGACAAACACGGCAAUCUCAAGAUGCGCGAAUAUCAGAUAGGUAUAUACGUGGUUCAAACCGAAAUGCUCUGCGAGAUAUUCGACCGGUGGUCCAAAUCCAAAGGGGCCCGCUUACUGGCGUCCUUCAACCAAGAAGCCGUCGACGACAUCGUGGGCAAGAGCAAAGCAGAGUUGAAAGAGCUUGAAAAGAAGCUCAAGGCCGAAGAAGGCGACAUCAAAUUCGAAGCGGGCAUCAGAGAAACUCAGGGUGUCGGCCAGCAGGUAGAAGGCGUUGGUCACAAGCUAGAAGGCGUCGAGCAGAAGGUGCAAGUACUUGGGCACAUGUCUGCGACUUUUGCGAACGCCCUUAAUGCUGAGCUCAAGGAUACGCAGAAACUGAUUCAGGACAAUCAGAAGGCUCAGAGCAUACAGAUUGGCUAUUCGAUUCAAACUCUCCUUGAAGAAUUCAACCUCCUGAAGGCCACUGUCAACGCGCAACUCCUACCGGCCGGAAAUGCUCUGCCGAUGCUCGAAGGUCCCAGAGGCUUUGUCGAAGGACCAGCUUCGCAAAUGACGACCAGAUCACCAAGUCCGGUUCUGCACCCCGAGUAUACUGAACCCGAGCCCAUGGAGCAGACGAUGCAAGAGGCGUUGUUCAACCUCGGAGAGAUGGUAAAUACACACCUCAACGAUCUCACUAAAUGUAUUGGGCGCAUAAGAUCACUCAAGGUCGAUAGCGAGGUUCAGCGUCGGAUCGAAGCAUUCCUACAAGCCACGGGAGACCAAGCGCUCUGGAUUCAAGGCCCAGGUGACGUUUCGAUACCAUCCCAAAACACCAUGACGGCAGCUCUACUCGCCAGCAUCAUUUCACAGAACGCAGGCAUCUGCAUACAGUACUAUAAUAGUAUCACCACUAUGCAGGGCAGACAUCGAGAUCACCGCUUGGCGCUCGGUGUUCUGAUAACCUCUCUCACAGUACAGAUCCUCCUCGCUCUAGAAGCAGACGAAAUAGAGGCAGUGAAACACCUAGCUCCUCAGAUUGCUGACCUCGGCAACGGCGAGCUCUCAUACAACGAGGCCCUAGAGCUGCUCACUACACUUUGCAGGCUCUACCGAGAGACAUUUUCAUUGUCAUCGACUACUGCCAGGCAGGCAGCAGAAGGUUCAGCGCAGCCACCAGCACCGACGACCAAAAUUUGCAUGCUCACAGAUGGCUAUAUGAAUCUUCUGGGCCAAGCCAGACGGCGACGGCAGCUGGAUCACGUGGAGUAUGACAUGGACUCUCAUGAGCUCAACGUUGAUGCGACAGAGAGGAUGUCGUUAUAA